UUCUUAUAGAUGAGGAAUGAAGAGAAGAAAGCAGAAGACAAUGUUUCCAUGGUGAUACAAUUUGUCCUACUGGGCUUUUAUGACCUUCCUAACCUCCAAGGGCUGCUAUUUACAUUGUUCUCCAUAAUUUACAUGAUAAUCUUAAUUGGAAAUAGUCUCCUUAUCAUACUUACCAGACUUGACACACAACUACUACAGAAACCCAUGUAUUUUUUCCUGGCAAAUUUUUCUGCAUUGGAAAUCUGUUUUGUGUCUGUGACUAUGCCUAGGAUGUUGAAAAACCUGUGGACUCAGUAUAGAAUCAUUUCUAAACUGGAAUGUGCCACCCAGAUGUGCUUCUUCCAUACACUGGGAGCCACUGAAUGCUUCUUCCUGGCUACAAUGGCCUAUGACCGCUAUGUGGCCGUUUGCAAGCCUCUACACUACCCUGUAGUCAUGAACCACAAGAGCUGCAUCAGAUUGGCCAUCGCUGCCUGGAUCAGUGGAAUUCCAGUCCAAAUAGGACAGACAUGUCAAGUGUUCUUCCUGCCAUAUUGUGGUUCUAACCGAAUCAAUCAUUUCUUCUGUGACAUUCCCCCACUCAUCAAGCUGGCCUGUGGGGACACUUCACUUAAUGAGAUGUGUGUCUAUUUAGUUGUGGUCUUUUUUGUUUUUGCUCCUUUCUUCCUGAUCCUUGGGUCUUAUGUCAAAAUCAUUUUCACCAUCCUUAAGAUGCCUUCAGCCACAGGUCGGUUCAAAGCCUUUUCCACCUGCUCAUCACAUCUCAUAGUAGUGCUCUUAUUCUUUGGGUCAAUUUCUAUUAAUUACUUAAGACCUAAAUCUAGCCAUUCUCCAUUAAGUGAUAAAAUGUUCUCUCUUUUAUAUACUAUAAUGACUCCAUUGUUUAAUCCCUUGAUCUACAGCCUCAGGAACAAGGAUGUGAUUACAGCACUAAAAAAGCUGUUUCUCAGAAAAGUGUGA
Molecule: messenger RNA, 960 nt
Organism: Suncus etruscus (white-toothed pygmy shrew)
Lineage: Eukaryota; Metazoa; Chordata; Mammalia; Eulipotyphla; Soricidae
Product: olfactory receptor 10AG1-like
Exons: 1
Coding region: 10-960 (316 amino acids)
Biological process (GO): G protein-coupled receptor signaling pathway
Cellular component (GO): membrane
Molecular function (GO): G protein-coupled receptor activity; olfactory receptor activity
Source: RefSeq, a predicted model, not a curated record